Messenger RNA from Vollenhovia emeryi, 988 nucleotides. RefSeq lists its product as uncharacterized. The transcript has a single exon. Bases 14 to 988 code for a protein of 324 amino acids. NCBI's taxonomy places the organism in Eukaryota, Metazoa, Arthropoda, Insecta, Hymenoptera, Formicidae. The record is from RefSeq and is a predicted model, not a curated record.
GACAAUAGAUGAAAUGCUUUUCGCAUUCAGGGGACGAUGUGGAUUUCGCGUUUACAUUCCCAGCAAACCUGCCAAGUGCGGCAUCAAAGUCCAAGUUCUUGUUGAUGCAAAAUCUUUUUACACAGUAAAUUUGGAGGUAUAUGCAGGAAAACAACCUACAGGCCCGUAUUCUGUAAGCAACAAGGCUUAUGAUGUUGUAGAAAGACUAGUCCAGCCCAUAUCGCGCACGAAUCGCAAUAUAACUUUUGAUAACUGGUUCACCAGUUACGAACUGAUGAUGCGUUUGCUGAAUGAGCACAGGCUUACGUCGACUGGAACUGUGAGAAAAAACAAAAGAUGUAUUCCGGCCGCAUUUUUGAAGACCGGAAAGGCUCCAGGAAGUUCCAUGUUCGGUCAUCAAAAGGAUGUUUCUAUGGUCUCCUAUGCACCUAAAAAGAAUAAAGUGGUCAUAGUAAUGUCAAGCCUACAUCAUGAUGACAAAAUUGAUAGCGCUACAGGAAACCAGAAAAAGCCAGAGAUGAUAACAUUCUACAAUUCAACUAAAGCUGGAGUAGAUGUUGUCGACGAACUGUGUGGUAGUUACAAUGAUUCGCGUAAUAGCAAGCGCUGGCCUAUGAUCAUUUAUUAUGGGAUGUUGAAUAUAGCUGCUGUCAAUGCAAACAUUAUUUUUCGUGAAAAUCAGGGCAAAGACACCAAACGAACCGAUUUCAUCCGUAACUUAGGCUUGGCUUUAGUUUACGAACACCUGAAGUUGCGAAAAGACCAAAAAAAUAUUCCGAUAUACAUACGUCAGAGAAUCUCUUCCCAGAUCAACGAACCACUUUCAUCGACUCAAAAUGUUCCUGGUCGUUAUAUUAGAUGCGGAGAUUGCCCAUACAAAAAGGAUCGGAACACAAAAUACGCAUGUGCAAACUGUGGAAAGGCUAUCUGUAUGGAGCAUGCAACUUUUUUUUGCAAAAACUGCACUGAUUUGAACUCCAGUUCCUAA